Molecule: messenger RNA, 344 nt
Organism: Staurois parvus
Lineage: Eukaryota; Metazoa; Chordata; Amphibia; Anura; Ranidae
Source: the annotation of a GenBank genome assembly
UUACCAGGUCCCGGACAGAGAUUCCCCGCCGGCACCAGGUGAUCGCAGAGUAACAGUGACAGGGGAGAGCACCAACAAGCUGCUUUGUAUUGCUCUGCAUAGCAGAGCAAUACCAAGCAGCAUGUUUUCCUAGUAAAACACAAACCGCAUACACAGUAAAACAGCACACAGCACACACAAUUACCAUUUGAUUGCCCUAGAUGUUAACCCCUUCCUGCCCAUUGUCAUUAGUACAGUGUCAGUGCUUUUUAUUAGCACUGACCACUGUAUUAGUUUCAUUGCGAUGUCAGUGGCAGUUAGUCAGUUCCCCCCCAGUGUCAGAAUGCCCGCCGCAGUCCCACUAU